Messenger RNA from Uranotaenia lowii, 1728 nucleotides. RefSeq lists its product as uncharacterized. Gene Ontology annotation, molecular function: RNA-DNA hybrid ribonuclease activity; nucleic acid binding. The record is from RefSeq and is a predicted model, not a curated record. The transcript has a single exon. Lineage: Eukaryota; Metazoa; Arthropoda; Insecta; Diptera; Culicidae. Bases 1 to 1728 code for a protein of 575 amino acids.
AUGAUUCACGAAGGGAUUCCUCAAGGAUCCGUCAUCGCUCCGACUCUCUUCCUAGUUGCGAUGCAGAACAUUUUUAAUGUCAUCCCAGAAAACACUCAAACACUCAUCUUUGCGGACGACAUCAUUCUCAUAGCCAAGUCCUCCUUCGCAAAACUUACGCGAAAAAAACUUCAAAAUGCUGUAGAAGCUUUAUCAAAAUGGGCACCGGAAGUAGGAUUUUCCUUUUCUGCCGAAAAAUCUAAACUACUACACUUUGGGCCAAACCGCAAGAGAUUGAGCCGUCUACCCCCUCUAUUACUGGACAGAAACAACAUUGGACUGGUUCACUCAGCAAGAAUCCUUGGAGUUAUUGUAGACGACAAACUUAACUUUAUUGGACACGCAAAUCGGGUUCGAAAGAACUGUACGAACAAGCUCAACAUACUAAAAAUCCUGAGCCAAAACUGUGGUUCCGCAUCUCGUCCCAUUCUUCAAAGGUUUCUACGCGCUUGGUUGCUGCCAUCAAUUUUGUAUGGAGUAGGAUUAUUCAGCCGAGGCGGAGACAAGGUGACCAAAAUUCUUGAACCUGCUUACAACCAAGGAGUUCGUACCAUAAGCGCAGCCUUCCAAUCUAGCCCUAUCAUCUCUCUGAUGGCAGAAAGUGGAUUACAACCUUUCGAAAAUGUCAUAACCCAAGCUCUUACGGCAAAAACAAUCCGAUGGUUGUCAUACAACCGACCCAGCGACGCACCUAUGGUGGUCAGGACUAGAGACUCUCUGCAACAACUUUUUUCUAUUGCUCUACCAAAUAUAUGUGUCCGUUCUGACCCUCGGCUACGCCCCUGGAACUGCAAAAAACCCAAGAUCGAUUUAAGCCUACUCAAAAUCAUUAGAGCCGGACAACCAUCUCAGAAUGUGCUUCCCAAGUUUCUUGAACACCAAACUCGGUUGUACGCUUCCUAUAACAAAGUGUUCACCGACGGAUCAAAAAGCCUGAAUGGACAGGUUGGUUACGGAAUCUACAAUGAAAACAAACGUGAGGGACUCCCGCUACCGUCUGCUUGCUCGGUAUACAGUGCCGAAGCCUUCGCACUUAAAAUCGCACUAGAAAACUACUGCACCAUCAAUCAACCUACCGUCAUUUUCUCCGACUCGGCUAGUGUCCUCACGGCCGCUGCCGCAAACAACGACACCCAUCCAUGGGUUGCUGAAAUAUCAAAACAGGCUGUUUCCAAAAACGUAAUUCUCUGUUGGGUUCCCGGGCACUGCGGAAUCUCUGGCAACGAAGCUGCCGACCGUUUAGCUUUCGAAGGAAGUCAGAGUUCUCCUCCAAUUUCCCCAAUUCCUCACACUGAUGCUAUAAGAACCAUAAAAAAUCAAAUAUGGGCAAGUUGGGAAAAUACCUGGAAUCAAAGUCACACGGUCAAACUUCGAGAAAUUAAGAACACACCAUGCUCCUGGAUCGACCAAAAGAUGUUCGAGGAUAGACGAGCCCUUACGCGCUUACGAAUCGGACACACACGGCUCACACACGGUUUUCUCAUGGCUAGAGAACCUGCUCCAGUAUGUCAUGCCUGCAACACAAUCGUUACCGUAAAACACAUCCUCGUGGACUGCCUUUGCUACCAGCAGCAAAGGAAAAACUUCGGUUUAAGUACCAGCCUCCGCACGAUCCUCUCAAAUUGCCCGAAGGAAGAAAGAAAAGUCUUGCUUUUCAUGAGAAAAACCAAACUCCUACAAGAACUGUAG